Molecule: messenger RNA, 130 nt
Organism: Racocetra persica
Lineage: Eukaryota; Fungi; Glomeromycota; Glomeromycetes; Diversisporales; Gigasporaceae
Source: the annotation of a GenBank genome assembly
AGUUACGGAUCAAACCACUGUUGAAGUCACGAACCAAGUCAAGGUUAAAAAUCCGUUAAUAUUUGAAAGAGAGGCUUAUUCAAAACAUAUUACUCCGUGUAUUUUAAUAUUACGAAAAGGCGUUCCGUGA